CACUCAGGAAAAGGGCAGCCUUGGCAGGCCUGGUGUGAGCUUUCCUCCCAGGCUGCGGCAUCCUCAUCCACCCUGGGGCUCUAUUCAGAUGUCUUCCCGGCUCCCGCGGCACAUGGAAGCCUUUUGUUUAUUCUUUCUAUCCUUCAAUCCUGAUUUUGUCUUCUUUCCCCAGCCUUUGUUACUUGGCUGUCUACUGCCUAGAAAUAGCUACAAUUUGGACGAGGAGCCACCAUAAUUGAGCACCAGGAUUUUCUAGGUGGACAAAGAUAACGAUACCGUCAUGGUAUCAGGGGGUCUCCAGCUCCUUGCUUUCUUCCUGGCCUUAUCUGGGGUCUCUGGAGUGCUCACGGCCACUCUGUUGCCCAACUGGAAGGUGAAUGUGGACGCGGGCUCCAACAUCAUAACAGCCAUCGUACAGCUGCAAGGGCUGUGGAUGGACUGCACGUGGUACAGCACCGGGAUGUUCAGCUGCACCUUGAAGUACUCCACUCUGUCCCUCCCCACCCACGUGCAGGCUGCGCGGGCCACCAUGGUCCUGGCAUGUGUCCUGUCUGCUUUGGGGAUCUGCACUUCUACAGUAGGGAUGAAAUGCACUCACUUAGGAGGGGACAGAGAAACCAAAAGUCAUGCUUCUUUUGCUGGCGGGGUCUGCUUCAUGUCUGCAGGGAUCUCUGGUUUAAUACCGACAGUGUGGUACACCAAAGAGAUCAUAGCAAACUUCCUGGAUCUGACAGUGCCUGAAAGCCACAAACACGAACCUGGAGGAGCUGUCUACAUCGGAUUCAUUUCGGCCAUGCUGCUGUUUAUCUCUGGCGUGAUUUUCUGCGCUUCCUGUAUAAAAAAGAAUUCAGAAGCUUGGGUUGACCCACCCAAGCAGGAGCAUAUCUCCAGCACACAGCUGGAGGGCAAUUCAGCAUACAACCUGAAGGAUUAUGUGUAAAUAACUGUGUAAUGCAUAUAGAAUUUCUA
This is a messenger RNA of Ceratotherium simum simum (southern white rhinoceros), 969 nucleotides long. It is a transcript of the gene CLDN20, whose product is annotated as claudin 20. Lineage: Eukaryota; Metazoa; Chordata; Mammalia; Perissodactyla; Rhinocerotidae. Gene Ontology annotation, cellular component: membrane; bicellular tight junction. Gene Ontology annotation, molecular function: structural molecule activity. The record is from RefSeq and is a predicted model, not a curated record.